Aphanomyces invadans is the source of this 3224-nucleotide messenger RNA. RefSeq lists its product as hypothetical. Lineage: Eukaryota; Oomycota; Saprolegniomycetes; Saprolegniales; Verrucalvaceae. The transcript has 8 exons. The record is from RefSeq and is a predicted model, not a curated record. The coding region runs from base 43 to 1731 and encodes 562 amino acids. Gene Ontology annotation, cellular component: RZZ complex. Gene Ontology annotation, biological process: endoplasmic reticulum to Golgi vesicle-mediated transport; mitotic spindle assembly checkpoint signaling.
GUUGAAUUGCACCUUGGCGGAAAUUCACGUCGUCGUCCUCCUAUGAGCGCAACCACGGAGUCCGUGGCGAGGAAGGUUGAGGAGCUUCACGAACAAGUGGCGAGCCUAAAGUGCCAGAUCGUCGAGGCAGUUCGCAUAUUCAACGGGUCGAGUGCAAAUGCGGCGUCGACCAUGUCGAUUGACGAAGCGAUGCAGUUUGCGUCCAAGUGGUCGCGGCAAGGGGGAGGUCCGAGCGAAGUACAGAUUCGUUUGCACGAGCUUGAAGCCGUCUUGUCCGACACCGUCGCCCAGUUGCAACCGGAAGCGGCGACCCACCACCACAACCAACUACAAAUGUCGAUUGCGACCAAAACUCGACUGCAAGCUCAAAUCCAACAAUCGCGCGAGAUGCUCGACCUGCUCGACGUGCUGUCCCAAUUCGACAUGCUCUUUCAACACUUUGACACGCAGAUCGACCAGAACGCGUAUGAUGUUGCCGCUGCCGACGUCGCGUCCAUGGAGCGUCUCCUUCACGACAUCCGUGCCUCGUCGUCGUUGCAUGUCAUGGACAUGAUGCGGACUCAAACCCGCAUGCGACAGAAUCAACUGCAUUUUGCCCUCGACGCCAAAGUCGAUGCGGUGUGUGCAGUCAGCCCCAAGAAACUCGAACUCUUUCCCGCGCACGACUUGUGGCCAUCGCUGGAGGUAGCCCAUCGACUGUCUUUCCACCUCGACGCAUUGGCGUCGUCGAUCCAUCGGCACAUCUUGGUGCCUAUCCUGACCGACGCCAACGUCGACCCUCAGAUCCACUCCAACACGCUCGCGUUGUUGACAAAACCUGCUUUGUCCACAGCAAAUCCUGCCGCGGUGCCGUUGUUUGCCAAGGCUCUGCAGCACGUCCUGUCAGUGUUUCAGUUUAUUCACGCGCACUGGCCAGACCAAGCGUCGCUCGGCAACGUGCUCUGGAACGCACAUGCCGAAGCGCCGUUGCUAGCGCUGUUUGUGCAAUCGUUGCCGUCGUCGCUCGCGGACCUGGCGGCGUUCAAAGCCGCCGUUCAACCCGUCAUGCAUGGCUUCGAUGCGUCCAUGCACACGAUCGGGUGGACCGCCUCGUCGGCCCACUUCCUGGACCAUCUCGACUCGCGGUAUGCCGCGGAGAAGCGCGAGCGGGUCCUCGUCGCCGUUCGCCACUCGAUGCACAAGGACUACAUGGACUCAGUCGUUGUGUCGACAACCGACCACCACUCGACACUCUCGAGUGGCAAGAAAAAAGGCUCGACGGAUGCUGUCGUUCAUCCCGACCAGCCGUCCGAGCUGCGCGUGUCGCUCUGUGCAUCCAAGUUGUGGACGCAGGUGGAGUCGCUGCUGGACGAGGCAUCGCUCGACAACGACGCGUCCAAGGACGUGUCGUUGGCGCUGUUUCACACGGCGCGCGACGCGAUCUUUUUGUUUCGCAUGGGGCUCGCCAGUCUGCACAAAGAAGCGCUGGUGCAGGAUCCGCGGGUCGUCAUGCUCGUGCACAACGAUUGCAUCUUGCUCACGCACCACAUGCUCACGUGCAUGUACCGUCGCAAGUCGUCGCUGCCCCGUGGCGUCGGCCUCAUCGAUAUGGUCCCUGACGUCCGCGACUUUGGCGAACACGUCGUGAUGCACUUUGCCAAGACGCAAAGCGACAAGAUGCUGGCGUCGCUGCACACGUGCCCGGUACGACCGUUCGAUGUUCACGUGCAUGACGCGAUGGCCGUCGACUAGCCAUGGAGCGACAUGCUCGACGAUGCCGCGUUCAACCAAGCCGAAACGUGCUUGAAAGUCGUGUUGUUCCAACUGCAGCGCAUCGCGCAGCACUGGAACGACGACGGCCUCGACGUGUCUGCGACCGUGCUCGGCCGAAUGCUGCGUCCGCUGCUGCACCACCUCAUGCAGUCCCUCCUCCAUGCGACGGCGGCCGCCGGACCGAUGGACAAAGCGAUCCACAGCACACACCAUCUCUUUCAACUGUGGGUCGACGCCACCACGGACGGAUCGAUCUUUGCCUCGCCGUCCGUCGCCGAUAAACAUACGCCCAACUUGGCCAAGUUUCGCCUCCUCACGCAGCUCAUGGAAGACAGCGUCGAGAAUGUCCAGGACAAGUGGGUGUCGGGAGCGCUAAAGGACGUGGGCGCGGCAGACGUGGCGGCCUUUCUCAAGCUGGUAUUCCCCGACACUCCCCAGCGCGCAAAAGCCCUCGCCGCGAUCUCAAAGUUGAAGUAGAGCUCGUCCUAGGAGCGCCGUCGAGGUGGUGAAGACGACACUGGGCUCUGUCCGAAACGGUACAAGGGAAUGGUAGGCAUGGUUUUACACAACUUGUGAGCUUUCUGCGGCGUGGACGGUGUCGUUGGUCCGGUGUUGGUGCUUUUGCCUCUCGACGGCAUAUUUAGCCAGUGCCGACGGCAACGACGAAGCGAAACCGUAGACAAAAAUGCCUGAAAACACCAGCAGCAGCACUUGAUUGCGCACUCGCCGCGCGGCUUUGGCGGGAUCCCGCAGGUGUUCGGUGGAGGCAUGCAAACGCUCUGUCGUGUGCUUCAACGCGGCCGACGACGACUCGACCAACGCACUGCCGGCAUCGACCGCUUUCUUGGUCGUAUGGCGAUGGACAUACGCAGCCGAUUCCUUUGCCCUAGUCUUGACGCUGUCAGUCGUGGCCUGCACAACUUGUGCGCUCUUUGUCCCAACGCCGACGAUCGCUUGCUGUACCGCUUGCACGCCUUUCGAGGCAACGUGUGUCGUAGCAUUCUGUAGGGCUUGGACGCGUUUCGUCGUAGCUUCCACAGCUACCUUUUGCACUGCUUGAGCGCCUUGGUGAGAUUUGUCCUGGAUGUACUUUGCGCCAUGCGAGGUCGCGUCCACGAUCGACCGUUGAGCCGCGUCCAGUCCGCGGCGCGCCACAUCCAUCACUUGUGUCUUUCCCAGUUGUGACGUUGCAUCCGCAAGGGCUUUUCGAUCGGGCACCUUGGAUGAUGUUGAUACGUUGGCGGACGAACAAGAACGGCUUACCACGCGCUUCAACGUCGUCCACAGUCUGUCCGUUGUCGGCGAGUCCACAGGUGGGGAAGUCGUCGGUGCAGACGUCUGUGGUUUGUGGGCAUUCCCGUUCUUUCCUACGGGGCUCUAGGCGGGAUGUGAAGAUGGACCUUUCAUGAUGCACAACGAUGGGUACCGUCGAUGCCUUCCACUUGUCGGCAAGUGCCUUGAACAUCGCCUAG